Didymella exigua CBS 183.55 is the source of this 385-nucleotide messenger RNA. RefSeq lists its product as uncharacterized. The record is from RefSeq and is a predicted model, not a curated record. NCBI's taxonomy places the organism in Eukaryota, Fungi, Ascomycota, Dothideomycetes, Pleosporales, Didymellaceae. The transcript is spliced from 2 exons. Bases 42 to 311 code for a protein of 89 amino acids.
CUCCAAGCCAUGCGGAGGUCGCCGGUGGAUCACGAGCCUAGAUGUGGAGCCCUAUUUACUAUAGCUUCUCCUCUUUCUUCGUUAUCGCGACACUGUAUCUAUUAGUCCAUCUCAGCUCUUCAAUUACCAUAUCUCUUGAGACCGAUCGAUUGCCCCACCCAAGGAAUUUCUCCCAGUGUCUUGCCGCCACGGCUGAAUCUAUCUUCGAGUCCACCACCGAUCAUAGCCUCCUUACUCCCACAUCUUCAUACCCGACUGCUCACUGUCUAACGACACUCUUAAGUGGUCAUUACCCCUCGAGUCUCCGUUAACAACAGCCACAAUCAUGACUAGCGGACUCGAGACACCCCCCUCGCAAUGCGUAGGCCCUGAGUACCGCCCAGCU